AUGGCAAUUGCACUUCCCAAGAUAGUUUUCUCCCUCACGGGACACGGCUACGGUGGUGAAUUCCCACCCAAAAAACCAUCUCCAACUCCCCUCCUUCGCCGGAAAAACCGAUUCCAAGGGGUGAAAACAGUACAAAUCACCAGUGUUCUGUCUAAGACAAAUGAGUCCAUGGCGUCAACCAUCACCGACCUCGACAGAGAAGAACAAGAAGCCGAAGAACAGAAGAUGAGGAGAACAGGAACUGAGAGUAAUGAGAGAAGACUAGCAGAUUGUUGGCGUGAGAUCCAAGGUCAAGACGACUGGAUUGGAAUGCUUGACCCAAUCGAUCCUCUCUUACGUUCCGAACUGAUACGAUACGGCGAGAUGGCUCAAGCCUGUUACGAUGCUUUCGAUUUCGAUCCAUUCUCCAAGUACUGCGGCACUUGCAGAUUCAUUCGUCGCAGGUUCUUCGAUAGCCUUGGCUUGCCGAAUUUAGGUUACGAAGUGACUCGUUACCUCUACGCAACUUCAAAUAUUAAUCUCCCAAAUUUCUUCAAGAAAUCACGGUGGCCUAAGGUCUGGUCUCGUAACGCUAAUUGGAUAGGUUACGUUGCCGUGUCGGACGACGAAACUUCGGCACGGUUAGGUCGUCGUGACAUUACCAUCGCCUGGAGAGGAACGGUGACACGGCUGGAAUGGAUUGUCGAUCUGAUGGAUUUCCUCAGGCCAAUCUCAUCAGAUAAGAUCAUACCUUGUCCUGAUCCAACGGUUAAAGCUGAAUCAGGUUUCCUCAAUCUCUACACCGACAAGGACGAGAACUGCCGGUUCUGUAAAUACUCGGCCAGAGAACAGAUCUUGACGGAGAUCAGGAAAUUGAUACAACAGUACUCGAACGAAGAUCUGAGCAUCACGAUUACGGGGCACAGUUUGGGUUCUGCACUGGCGAUACUGAGUGCGUAUGACAUUGUUGAAACGGGUCAGCAUUUGACCCAAGACGGUCGAGCCGUACCGGUUUGUGUAUUCUCAUUUUCUGGGCCCAGGGUCGGAAAUGUACGGUUCAAAGAACGGUUGGAAGGAUUAGGUGUGAAGGUGUUGAGGGUGGUGAACGUUCACGAUACUGUACCGAAGGUUCCUGGCGUGUUUUUUAAUGAACAAGUACCGAAAUUGGUCCAAAAGAUGGCGGAAGGGUUGCCGUGGUGUUAUUCGCACGUGGGAAUUGAGCUGCAGCUUGAUCACAAGAACUCUCCUUUCUUGAAAGACACUGGUGGCCCUACCAAUUUCCAUAACUUGGAGGCUCACUUGCAUUUGCUUGACGGGUACCAUGGAAAAGGAAAGAGAUUUAUGCUUUCUAGUAAAAGGGACAUUGCUCUAGUGAACAAAGCUGCUGAUUUCUUGAAAGAUCACCAUUUGGUGCCUCCCUUUUGGAGGCAAGAUGAGAACAAGGGGAUGGUGAGGAACCAUGAAGGACGGUGGGUUCAACCUGAAAGACCAAAACUCGAUGAUCAUCCAACUGAUAUGCACCAUCAUAUCAAGCAAUUGGGUCUAACUUCCGACUCAUGAUAGAAGAGUAUUGAACACAGCUAGACAUGGCUAACAUACUCCCCCUCUCUCGCCGUCUGUCUAUC
Telopea speciosissima is the source of this 1604-nucleotide messenger RNA. Its product is annotated as phospholipase A1-Igamma2, chloroplastic-like. The transcript has 2 exons. Bases 1 to 1539 code for a protein of 512 amino acids. Gene Ontology annotation, molecular function: glycerophospholipase activity. The record is from RefSeq and is a predicted model, not a curated record. Lineage: Eukaryota; Viridiplantae; Streptophyta; Magnoliopsida; Proteales; Proteaceae. Gene Ontology annotation, biological process: lipid metabolic process.